Messenger RNA from Sorex araneus (European shrew), 4583 nucleotides. It is a transcript of the gene CAST, whose product is annotated as calpastatin. Gene Ontology annotation, molecular function: calcium-dependent cysteine-type endopeptidase inhibitor activity. The transcript has 32 exons. The coding region runs from base 284 to 2656 and encodes 790 amino acids. The record is from RefSeq and is a predicted model, not a curated record. Gene Ontology annotation, cellular component: cytoplasm. NCBI's taxonomy places the organism in Eukaryota, Metazoa, Chordata, Mammalia, Eulipotyphla, Soricidae.
GCUCUCCCUCCACCCCUUCACGGAAGGAUCCCGAGCACCGGGGCUCGCUCUGCUUGACACCUUGGGUGGGGUGUGCAGAGACGACCCAGGGCUCCGGGCGGCGCGACACUUCGGGUGGAGUGUGUAUGGGUGGCCCCGAGAUGGGAUAGCAGGGGGGGGCUCGGGUGCAGAGCAGAGCCCGGGACCGCGGGCGGCAGGAAGGGGAGGACCCGGCGGGCGAGUGGCCCCCGCCCGGAAAAGCUGCCUCACGGGGCAUCCUCCGCCCUCCGGUCCCUGCCGCGCCAUGUCUCAGCUGGGUUCCAAGCCCGCUGCCUCCCCGCGGCCCCCGCGAGCUGCCGCAGCCCGUAGCGGCCCGCAGCAUGUCAAUGAAAAAAACAAUGGAUUGUCUUCCAAACCAGGAGAGAAGAAAAGCACUGAUGAGAAAAAAGCAACAAGUUUUGGAAGCAGUCAGCCCUCCAGAUCCCAUGCUGGCGCCGCCCCGGGCCCCAGGGUGUCAGCUUCCUCUGCCGCCACCAGCCGGUUCUCCAGCAUGAAUUCCACAGAACCCAAGGCCCCUCCAGGCGGCCCACAGAUGGAAGGACCUCAUUCUCCUCACAAGAAAAGACACAGAAAGCAGGCUGUAAAGACAGAACCCGAGAAGAAGUCACAAUCAACAAAGCCGUCUGCACUUCAUGAGAAAAAGGCCAAAGAAACAGAAACAAAGGAACACAAAGAGCCUGAGCACGCAGCAGUGCCCGCCGACCAGCGGGCCUCUAGUGGAAAAUCAGCGUCCAGCUCGAGUGAGCAGCCGCCACCAGAGAGAUCCGCAAAACCAAAGGUGAAACCCCAGGACGCCCGGUCUUCGGGGAGAGAGAGCGUGGUUGCGGCUGUGUCUGCAUCAGGCAGGACCGAUGAUAAGAAAAAAGAAAAUAAACCCUCGGUGUUGGCUGUGCCAGUUGAAUCGACACCGGCUGAACCAUCUGGGAAGUCAGGCAUGGACGCUGCUCUGGAUGACCUCAUAGACACUUUGGGGGGCCCUGAGGAAGUACCUGAAGACAACUCCACAUACACAGGACCCGAAGUUUCAGAUCCAAUGACUUCGAAGUACAUAGAGGAAUUGGGUAAAAGAGAAGUCACAAUACCUCCAAAGUAUAGGGAGCUUUUGGCUAAAACAGAAGGGGUGGCAGGUCCUCCUACAGACACUGCGGCACCCAUGGGGCCCGACGAGGCUAUCGACUCGCUGUCUUCCGAUUUCACUUGCAGUCCUGCCACUGGUGGCCAGGAGGAGAAACCAUCCGGAGAGGCUUUAAAAGCUCAGUCUGCCAAGGUGAUCAGAAGUGCCGCUCCCCCCCACGAGAAGAAGAGGAAGGUGGAGAAGGAGGCCAUGAGCGACCAGGCCCUGGAUGCACUCUCGGCUUCUCUGGGCAGCCGCCAGCCGGACCCCGAGCUGGACCUCAGCUCCCUGCAGGAGGUGGCCGAGGCAAAAGCCAAAGAGGAGAAAGUGAAGAAGUGUGGGGAAGAGGAUGAAACCGUCCCAUCCGAGUACAGGCUCAGAGCAGCCACGGAUAAAGAUGGAAAACCACUAUUGCCAAAACCAGAGGAAAAAUCCAAGCCACUCAGUGAAUCAGAACUCAUCGAUGAACUCUCUGCAGAUUUUGACUCAUCCAAACGGAAAGAAGAAAAACCAAAGCCAGUUGAAAAAACAAAAGAACCUCAGGCCAGCGCCCCCACACCGGUGGUGGAGACGGUGCCACGGGCCUCUCUCUGCAGUAUCCAGGCAGCCCCGGCCAAGCCAGCGCCCACGAGGGCCAGGAUGUCCGACGAGGCUGUGGAUGCCCUGGCGGGGAGCCUGGGCGAGAGGGAGGCGGACCCCGAAGAGAGCCAGCCCGCCGAGGACCGCGUCAAGGAGAAAGCCAAGGAGGAGGAUCGCGAAAAGCUUGGUGAAAAAGAAGAGACCAUCCCUCCGGAUUACAGACUCGAAGAGGUCACGGACGAGACUGGAAAACCUGCCCAGCGCUCUGAGUCUCGAGACCCGCUCCCCCCUGUGAGUGAAGAUUUCCUCCUGGAUGCCCUGUCUAAGGACUUUGACGGCUCCGCCACCAGUGCGCCUCUCAAAUUGGAUGAAGGAAAACUUUCUGCUGUUGUCUCCGAAGUGGUUUCCCAGAGCUCUGCUUCCACCACGCAGGCUGCAGGCCCGCCCCCAGAUGCUCCGCAGCAGGACAACAAAGCACUUGACGAUGCCCUGGAUCAACUUUCUGACAGUCUAGGGAAAAGGCAGCCGGAUCCAGAUGACGACAAGCCAAUGGAGGAUAAAGUCAAGGAAAAAGCCAAAGCUGAACAUAGAGACAAACUGGGAGAAAGAGAUGACACCAUCCCCCCGGAGUACAGGCACCUCUUAGACAACGAUGAUAAGAGCAAGCCAGCGAAGCCCUCUCCAAAGAAGUCCCCGGCAUCCAAGAAACCGACCAAUGAUCAAGAUGCCAUCGACGCCCUCUCAGGGGACUUCGACAACUGCCCCACCACUGCCCAGACCUCCGAGAACACAGCAGCUAAGGACAAAGACAAGAAGCCUGCCUCCCACUCCAAAGCCUCCAAGCAUGGGGGUAAAGCGAAGAGUUCUGCCAAGACCAAGGAAGAGACGCCCAAGCCAAAAGCUGAUGACAAAAAUACAAGUUAAAGUCGACACUGUUUGAAUUUUUCAGGGACUCUGCACAUAAAAUCUUCAGCUGGUGGAUGGUGACUUAAAGAACAAAAGACUUUGACAACAACUUUUUCCGGGGCGGCUUUGAGACAGUGGUAUUUGUUGAGACUUUUGGCAUUGUAAACAUUGAUAUUUCUUUUUUCCUGACAAGGAAAAAAAAAAGUGUCUGGUUCACCUGUGUUACACUGAGUAUUGAUAAACUGAAUUUUUAAAAAUUGCCUUCAGUUAGAAAGAAUUUUAUAUUUUUAAGAGAUGUAUUUGCUAUAGUUUCUUAAGGCAACUCCAAAAACCAAAACUAAAAUCUUUGCAAACUUUUGCACAUUCUCCACACAGUGCCUGUCAAUCUCCCAUGGGUUUUCGGUUUCUCUUCCCUGUGCUCGGCAUUCCCAGGGCAGUGCUUCAGAUGUUGCUCAGUGUUCUGAAUUCUCGUCACCCCUUUCCUCUUGUGCUUUUGAACUGUAUAUAAUAUUUUCUCUGGGUGAAUGUUUAUAAGUCAAGCAAAACAUUGUAUAUCGGGCACAUAUCUCCUCUCGGGCUGCUAAUAAUAAACAUAUCUACCCCCUGGGCACGCCAGCAAGCUCGCCCUCUCCCGCUUGCCGUCUUCUUUCUUAGAGGUUGGGACUCUCCUGCACUUUAGAGACAGCACAGAACGUCCGGAGACUUGAGUCAAGUCAGGAGAAGAGCAAAAUGCAGAAGACAGUCACUGCAGAGAAGGUUCCAGAAAGAAGCUAAAACAUAUCUAAUUCUCAGAAUAUUAAGAUGCUUGAACUCCCUUGGUCUGCCCAGCUAUUGGGUUGGACUUUCUGUUGUCUAGACAUAAAACCUGCGACACAUUUCUUGGUUUACAGACAUUGUCACGUGAGUCUUCGCACUGCAGGGCACCUGUCUGCCUUUACAGGAAGUAGCUUUGCCAAAUAUGAAAACAAGUUUACGCUUUGACAAAUCGACCUGUAUCAGAAAUGUAGAACCUGCUUUUCCCUCACACCGCAAUUUAAAGCCUAGACUUUUAUCCUAUAUCUUUUGACUAGUUUCUCAGAAGUUUAUUCUCAAGAAGUUCCCUUGCAGCGCCAGGCUGGAAGAAGGCUUCAGGGGGCAGAGACUUGGGGUGGGGGAACCCCGCUCUUGAUCCCGGGCAACUCUGGGAACACCCCUGGGAGCAGCCCCUGAGCUGAGGGUGGCCCCCAAAUAGACAUAACGAAAGUCAUGGACAUACCUUCGAGGUUACUUAACAAACUUAACCGGCUUUGAAUCUCUUGCCCAUCAGAGGUGUAGGCGCACUGUUACUGUUAAUCUGUUAACUCUCAGUGUUAGUGUGACUAGACCUUCUCAAGGCGUUAAGAUGCUUUACCUUUUCCUUCUGGGUGGCAUAAAGUUGUUUGGUGAAUGUAAUUGAACUCUUUGACACUGUGGGGUGGGUUUGCAGGGAUAUUGUGGCAGUAUUGAUGGUUUGCUUACCUAGAUCAUGGUAUUUUUAAAUGACAAUACUAAAAUUGAGAAACACAAGGCAUACCUAUGAAAGUACAAAAUUUGUACUUUGACACUUAUUUAAGGUACUUUGACAUUUAUAUAAGGUACUUUGUAAAUGCCUUAUUAGAAAUGUCACUAAGACAUAUCUUAAGUGUUUUGCCCAUAAUGAGAGAUGGUGUGAGUAAGCUACAAGACCUGAAUAAGUCAUUUUUUUACCCAUGUAGUUAGAAAUAAAUGAUUGCAAAUAAAUGCUUAGAGGGAACUAAUUUUCUGUUACCGAAAGGUUUCUGUACAUUGUGUGGCAAUGCUGUGUCUUCUGAGAAAACAGGCUUCUCUAACGUAAAAGAAGAUGGGUUCCUCAGGUGAUCCAAACUAUGAAUAUCUCCAUGUUUUAUUAAUCAAGAUAUAAAAUACAAUUAAAUAAAAAUAUUUUACA